GACAGCCAUGACCAGUGUGAGCCUGAAGCUGGACAACCUUGGGAGUUCAGAGCAGAUCACUAAACUGUUCCCCAAGUGUCGACCUAGAGACAUCAACCUCAACCCUACGAUUACUCUGGACAACCAUGAUUCCCUCAUGAUGGAUCCUGAUAGGAGCGAGUGUGGUGUGGAGGGGGAAGGUGCUGGGGAGGGGGAGGAGUCGUGCAGUCAGGACACCUCACCGGAGGAGAGCAAUGAAGAGGAAGACGACGACAUGACUUCGGGGCCUGUGACUGCGUCGGGGCUCAACACCACAGAGAACAACAAGGUGGUGCUGCAGUUGACUGGGUCGGCCAACAAACCCGCUACCUACAAGCUGCGCGAUUCUAGAAUAAUUGAGAUUGCCGGUGGAAGGGAAGUUUUCUGCCAAAGUCGGACGAAAGCCCUGCGGAAGUCCCGAUCUGAAGACAAGAUGGCCGCCAACAGAUGCAAGAGUAGAUCUCCCGCUCAUCCUGGAGGAGUGUGGGAACUGAGGACAAGGACUGGCGAACCCAAGCGAAGUCCGUCCUCACGAGAAGUUACCGAGACUGUUUUUUCUACCGAAGUUCGCUCCGUACGACAUCAACGCCCACAAUCGCUCAAAGGUGGUGCGGUAGUUUUUGACGACAUAGAUGACAACUGGAAGAGUCUGAGGUUGCCGACGCUGGGUAGUGAUCAGAGAGCAAUGUCCUCGGGAGGCAGUACCCCCAGCCCUCCUGGCUACCACUCCCAACACCCCCCUGCGCAUUUCUUUAAGGUGUCCAACUCGGUGUCAGACGGAGAGUCUCUUUCGCCAGAAAGAGAGAGAGACAGUGGCGGGGGAGGAGGGAAAGUACCUAGAGUCAUCGGAGGUCUGCCCAUCGCAGAGUACGAGGGGUCGCCUCGUCGCUACGGCCCCCGUCAGUCUGAAAACCCAGUACUGCCGAGCGCCCACAGUCUGCUGGCAUCACCCUCCGUCUAUCUGCCCCGCCCGGGCUUCCCCCAGAGGGUAGUGUCCGGCUCAGGGGAGGAAGGCGAGAACCCUGGAGCUCUCAACAGUGAAGGAGGCCCUCCUCAGACGCCUACACCUCCCCACGCCGCUCCCAACCCUCACAACACCUUCGACUAUCUCUACGAGUUCUCCGAGACGAGAAAAGUCCUAGAGGAGUUCUUCAAACCAGGCGAUAACAACAAUAAGCAAGUCAGUCCUCAGCCUUUCCAGGACUUAGACUAUGAGUUGAGAAGACAGUCGGGGUCGGGUGAAGGCAACGCUUACGUCGGUCUGAGACUAGCCAAGUCGACGACAUCUCAGGAAGACGUCAACUGUGAGACUGUACACAAGGCUGGAGACGACGCCAACGUCAGUGAUCUUAUGGCUAUGCAGUCGUCUUGUGGUGGAUCUACUGAAGACCUGGAGACCGAGGUGGGACAGACAGUAGGACACUCCCGCAACUUCACUCUGUCCCCAGAGACUACAGACUGUGACAGUAACUGUGAUAGCGAGGCAUCGUCACUGUUGGCUACUGAGCCACCUCCGCCAGCGCCUCGCACCCCUCUGCUCUACUCCUCCAUGCCUGUGCUGGAAGACGGCCUCUCUUCAGGCCACACCAGUGACACUGACAAUAACAACCCUACCGUACUGUUGAUGAAGAGACAAAUAACUGAAAUAGAAAGAGAAAUUGUAGAGAGAAGUAGCCGAAGAGAGGUUGUGAAUGUUAAUGGUAAAAUGAACGGUGCAGAAGAGAAGACUGAUGUAAAAAAGUCCACUACAAUCAUCGACCCAGCAGACAUUGAUUUGGAAUGCUUGGAUCCUCUGAGUGAGAGAACUCCGCCCCCACCAGCCCCACAGCCACAUCGUAGACUCAGUGCAGAUCCCCCCUCUGUGGAGGCAGCUCUUAAAGAUAUCCGCAUGACUUUGCAGAGAACAAAGACUCUGCCUCACACUUCACCUACUCAGCCUGACAAGAGCCCUAUCUGGAUACCCAGAAAAAAGGGAACCAGUGCAACUAGUGAACACAGUGGGGAUGAAGUGACGCUGCCGGUUGCAGAUGAACCGGACACGGACCUCGAGACCGACAGGUUAUUGGGGCAGCAGCGCACAGACGAUCACGGCUUCUACGACGACAAGGAAAAUUAUAACUCAUUUCGAGCCAAAAAAGGGAAAAAUGCUCAUGGUUGGAGGAAGGUGAAAACCAGAGCUGCUACGACAGGGUCGUCUGGCGGCGGCAAGCUACCCCCCUCCCCGCACCCUUCGCCAUCCCAGUCCGUCUCCUCCGUAGCCAAUGAGAGUGAAGCACCCCCCACCACUAGUCCUGCACUCCCCUCUCCUCCCUUGACCUCCCCACCACCCAUUAGCACUUCUCCCACCACGGAAACCACCACUAAUGGGAACUCUAAGUCUAAAAAGGAAAAGGAUGGGGUGAAGAAAAAAGGCAGAAAUAAAGAAGGUAUGAUUCACGAACCUACAGUGCUGAUCGAGGGGGUGCUGUUCCGAGCGAGGUAUCUCGGCUCUACGCAGCUGGUGUGCGAAGGUCAGCCGACCAAGAGCACCCGGAUGAUGCAAGCCGAAGAGGCGGUUAGUCGGAUAAAGGUGGGGACACACCACGCAGGGUGUGAACUUGCGGCUUUGAAUCCGUCCGAUUCCGACUCCACCGAAUUGUCGGAUCUCGAGGCAGAUUUGAGCUCUAACGCUCGACUCGGCCCUGGCUCGCUUUUCCGCCUUCGCUUUCUCGGUUCAGUCGCUGUAGACGAAGAGGAGAGGUCUACGUGUAAGCGACGACUGAAGAAAACCAUGGUCGAAGAAGCUGUGAUGAAAAUAAAGGCACCCGAAGGCGAAACUCAACCCAGUACUGAAGUCGACCUAUUCAUCUCCACCGAGAAAAUCAUGGUUCUCAAUACAGAUCUCAAGGAGAUAAUGAUGGACCACGCUCUCCGUACAAUCUCGUACAUCGCGGACAUCGGAGACUUGGUGGUGUUGAUGGCUCGGCGAAGGUUCGUACCCCACGAGGUCGAAGAUCCGCCGAAGAUCAACCGGACACCGAAGAUGAUCUGUCAUGUCUUUGAAAGCGAAGAGGCGCAGUUCAUCGCACAAUCGAUAGGGCAAGCUUUCCAAGUCGCGUAUAUGGAGUUUUUAAAAGCAAAUGGGAUUGAAGACCAUAGUUUUGUCAAAGAAAUGGAUUACCAAGAAGUUCUCAACUCACAAGAAAUAUUUGGGGAUGAACUACAAAUGUUUGCAAAAAAAGAAAUGCAGAAAGAGGUCGUGGUACCGAAAGCAAAAGGAGAGAUCUUGGGAGUGGUGAUCGUAGAGUCAGGCUGGGGCUCGAUGCUGCCAACCGUCGUCAUUGCCAACCUAGCGCCGGCCGGCGCAGCGGCACGGUGCGGACAACUCAACAUUGGAGACCAAAUCAUCGCAAUCAACGGUGUCAGUCUAGUCGGGUUGCCUCUGUCAACGUGUCAGAACUAUAUUAAGAAUUCCAAAACUCAAACCGUAGUGAAGCUGACAGUGGUUCCGUGUGCGCCGGUGGUGGAAGUGAAGAUUAAAAGGCCAGAUACUAAAUAUCAGCUGGGCUUUAGUGUUCAGAAUGGAGUUAUCUGCAGUUUAUUGAGAGGCGGAAUCGCAGAAAGAGGAGGAGUCAGAGUUGGACAUAGAAUCAUUGAAAUCAACAACCAAAGUGUCGUCGCAGUUCCGCACGAAAAGAUCGUCAACCUGUUAGCAACAUCUGUGGGGGAGAUCCUGAUGAAGACGAUGCCCACCUCCAUGUUCAGACUGUUGACCGGCCAAGAGACUCCGGUUUACAUUUAAGUGCACAAACACGAGAAAGCAGCACAAGUGAUCCAUCUAGUUUAUUUAACCUGUAUUGAAUACAGUAGUCUAUUUUUAAUAUGUAUUUAUUUAUUUAUUCGGUAGGUAUGUUAAAAGUAUGCACGCUUAAAGAGAUUUGUAUAAAGAGGAACCAUCGCCAGUAAAUAGUUAAUAGGUACACAUUAAAACUAGGUAGUUGUUCCAAUAGACUUAAACAAUAAAAUAAUAUAGAACAAAAAAACUUUCUUGAAAUGUUUAAACUAUUUCAAUUUGAUCGUGCGAGACAAGAUGGGUGAAUUAGGUUUAUUUUUUUGUAUCUCCGAUUUGUAACUUCGCCCAAAGUAUUUCAUUAUGUUUUGUUGUAUGAUCUUUUAGUUAAAUUAUGUAGUAUUCAUUAAUUUUUUAAUGACGUAUCUUUGCUACUGAGCGGCAAAUUAUAGCCUAUGUAGUAAAAUUUUGAAGGAUUAUAACCCUUAUAUUGUUUUAUAUCGCUUUAUUUGAAUAUUUCUAAGAUACCAGUUUUAUACCAAAAAUAACAUAAUGUAGAAAAUGUGUAUAAAAUAGAUUAUUAAUAUCACACAAGUGUCGUUAACUAGGAUAAAUUAUAUCUUGAAAAUAAUUUUCCAGCAUUGUUUUUGCAUGUACUCAAAAGUUUUUUCAACUCAAAUAUUGUGAACUAUUUAAUUUGUAAUACUACUUGUUGGUUUUUAAUGAUAGCUUUAUAAUUUAAGCAACUUUCAGUGUUUUGGAAAAGUUUUGUGCUUUGUGUAUUUUUUUCAGUCCAACACGGUAAUGAUUAAGAAAGUAUCCUCACUUGAAUUGUGUAAAAUGGUAUACAAUCCUAUUUAGUUUUAAUAUCUAAAAAUUAGUCAAAAUUUCAAAUAUUUAAUAAUGAUUAAGUUUUUUCAACAUACUUUACAAUAUUUUGUCAUAUGACCUUUUUUUCAAUGAAUUGUACGAUUUACUUUCUAAACUAUAUUCAUUUUCUUAUGAAAAAAUUAUUAGAAAAUUUCACUAGAGGGAAGAAACUCUAGCCGUAGGCGUGGCACAGAAAGACCUAGAUCCAGGACCGAUUUACUUUUUCAUUUUUAUGUUCCCAGAGGCCAAAAUAUUAUUUGUUCAAAUUUUGAUGAUAUAUGUUUUGAUAUUUGAGCAAUUUAUAUACACAAAAACACUACAUACGUCUGUCCAUGAGCUCGAUAACUCGAGUAAUUUCAGUCCAAUUUUGAUGAAGUUUGGCAUGGAUGUGUAGAGCUGGAUAAACUUGAACGAGUUUGUAAACCAGCGAGAUCAGGUUAUGGGAAACUAAAAUUUAAAUAUAACUUUUUAUUAAAAUAUUUGAGUUAAAAUCCAAUCAGGUGAAUUGAAAUUCGCUUAGUCUGCAGGUUGGCUGCUGCGAGGCAUUUUUAUGUAAAUUAUCAUUCCUUUAAUUUUCCUUGGCCCCUUAAAAUACUAAUGGUGAUGAAGAUUUUCUAAAUUUGUUUAUAGCUAACUUUGCAAGAGGCAUACAUCUGGUUAAUUGCUGUUAUGUAUGAAGUUAAAUGAAUAUUUUGUAGAAAAAUACCCAUUAUAAGAUAAAUUAUUUAAAAUUAAGGUGGUGCAAAAUUUAUAUAACUAUCUUAUAUAUUUUGAAAAAAUUGUUUAAGAUAUUAAUUUAAAAAUGUAUUAGUUGAACAAAUAGAAAAAUGUUUACAAUAAGGUACCACAUUAUGACUGUCAAAUCGUGAAUUUAUUUAUCGAUUUAAGGGUAGUUUAAUCAACAUGUUUUAAUGUGUUAACCUUAUCCUUCAAGGAGGGAUUUUUAUUUCCCGCCAGACCAUGCUACGGUGAUUCCCAAAUCAUGCCAAACCAUCACUUCUACCAUUGUUCAGUGAGUGUUGGUGAUGGUCGUUAUUGGAUUCAUAAUUUCAUUACCAAAGUAGAAUUCAAAAAUAAAUAUAAAUUCUGGAAUUUAUUUGUUAUUUGCUAACUGUAGCAGUGUCUUUUUACGUGUGACGAGGAAGGUUCAUCAAACCACCUUUAAGGGUUUAUGUUAAUAAUACUUUUUAUUCAACAAUUUUUCAAAAUUUUCAAGUAUUCAGUUGAUUAGUUGCUUUUAAUUAUUUGUAAUGCAACAAAUCACUUAGUUGAAAUAGAAAUAUUGUAACUUUAUAAUUUGUCUUUAACCUGAACGCAUUGAACAUUUCAAAGUAUGUUACUCUAAAUCUCAAAUUUUAUCCUCUUAACUAAAUUCAAUCUUUGGCUGAAAAAUGUUCAAGAUAUAUUAUCAAACAUUUUAAUUAGUACUUGACAAUUCUUACAAAACUCCAACAACCUUUUUAAACUGUAGCAAAUGGAGGUAAAUACCAAACUACACAGAAAUAUGUUUUAAGAACAUUCAAUAGAUACAUUCAUUCUGUGUUAACUCUUCGUUUGUCCAGAAUUUUGAAUUUUUCCAUUGUCAAAUCGAUUGAUUCCCCUUUACUUUCCACUAGUAUGCUAUUUCAGUUAAUCCUUAUCAAACACAGAUCUCAGACUAUUACUUCUAACUUAGUAUAAUAUUCUUGUUGAUAUCCAUCUCUUAUACCCUAGCUUGCCUCGCUUCCUCCCUCGACUUGUCGUUUGUCCCGCGCAAGCUAUCUUUACAUAUCUGUAUCGUAUCGCAACGCUCCACGAGCGUCUUCACUGUCUUGGUUGCUACGAGCAAUUCGAGUUCCCAGUCGGUUCACAGGAAUGACGUGUUUUCGAGUGCCUAAACCGGUAGGGUCGGAUGAGACUGUACAGUUACGUUUUCUAGUCGCAUUUUGUAGUGUACAUCCUGUAGAUUUACUAUAUUAUUCUAUAAGUGUGUGAGUGUUAUUGUACUAGGUGUCCAAUUGUAGUGUACAAUGAUAUGUUACAACUCGGUUCGCUUACGUUGGAAAUGUGGAUGUAAACGCUGGGGCCAUACGCAAAACUUGGCUAAUUGUGUUAUUUAUUUAUUGUGGAAACACCUCAUAUCAUGUAUGUUUUGUAAUAUUUGUGUUCUGUAUAUUUUUGUUAUUUUUUUACAUGUUUAUUUAUGGAUCUAAGUCAUUUCACCAAUGUGAAGUACAACUCAAUUUUAUAUAUUUGUGAAUAUGUUUUAUCAAGCAAUGCAAGCUUUAUUGUGCCUUAGUUUAUAGUGUUUUAUUCAAAAAUCUUUGCUCUAAAGAGCAUCACCAAAUAAACUCACCACACUUGCUUUACACAAUUCAAACCAACUUUUGUUUGUUUUUAAUAUUUUUUUAAUGUGAUAAUAAUAUCAAUGAAUACAAAUCUUUUUUUAAGAAGCAGAAUGCCUUUGUACAAAAUUCAGUCUGGGAAUGUUUGAAUUUCGGAAAGUUCCCGUGUCAGCCGCUAAGUAGACUACUGUGAGCGCGCGGCCAAGUCAGCUGACUGAGUGAGACGAGAUAGAUAGAGCGGCCGCCGCGCAAAACUCAUUUCCAAAAAAAAAAUCCAAAAUUGCAAAAUUCCAGUCUGACUAUUCUCCAUAAGCAUUUUGCUUCUUAAAGGGUUUUUCUAUUCAUUGAUAAUAUUGUGUUUACAACAAUGGAACUGGAUAUUUUUUUAAUACAGAAGAACCUGGAUAACAAGACUUAUGGGUACUUAUUAUCGAGGUUUGCAAUAACAUGCGAUCAGCGGUAAAAUAAAUUCAAGGGGAUUUGAAAAUGUUGAGACAUGUUAUUAAGGGUGAUUUUUUUAUUGAGAUUCCUUUGGUUGAUAAAAUAGGCUAGACUACACAAUUUUUAUACAACUAAAUUUAAGAAUAUUUAAGUUAGCGUAGUUUGAAUUGUUAUAAUAACUAUGCUUUCAAAAAUAGUAUUUCAAAUGUUUUAAAUUUAAAACAAUCACAAUAAUACCUCACUCAACACUAUUUAUUUACACUGUCAAUCACUAUUGUUCUACCUCUAUUAAAUGGCAUUAUGAAGCUUGUAUUGCACCUUUGUUUAUUUGACAAUACGUUGUCUUUAAUGCAAAACUUUUGUAUAUAGGUAGAUUUGAAUAAACCUAGUAAAUACUUCUAUUUAUA
Molecule: messenger RNA, 7829 nt
Organism: Macrosteles quadrilineatus (aster leafhopper)
Lineage: Eukaryota; Metazoa; Arthropoda; Insecta; Hemiptera; Cicadellidae
Product: protein lin-10-like
Exons: 25
Coding region: 8-3799 (1263 amino acids)
Biological process (GO): chemical synaptic transmission
Cellular component (GO): plasma membrane; dendritic spine; cytoplasm
Molecular function (GO): protein binding
Source: RefSeq, a predicted model, not a curated record